GUCUAACCAGGAAGUGUCGCUGUGCCCGGGAUGCGGUGGUGCUCGGUGCUGCUGUGGCUGCUCGUGCUCCGGCUCGGACUGCACGCCCUGCGGGGGCUCCUCCCCCCGGGCUCACUGCGGGGAGCGGCGCAGGGGGUCUCCUCCGUGUGCCGGGCCACCUACGGGCGCUUCUUCGUGGGCCCCGGGGAUGAGUACGGCCGCCGGUACAGCUCGUUCCCCGCCGGGCUCCGCCUGGAGAUGCGGGAGAUGGCGCGGAGCAUGUUCUCCUUCGGCUACGACAACUACAUGAAGCACGCCUUCCCGGAGGACGAGCUCAACCCCAUCCUGUGCCAGGGCCGGGGGCCGGACACCCUGAACCCUUCUAAUCUAAACAUCAAUGAUGUCCUUGGAAACUAUUCCCUAACCCUGAUUGAUGCCCUGGACACAUUAGCGGUAAUGGGAAAUGCCACAGAGUUCCAGAAAGCUGUGCGUCUGGUCAUUGACACUGUUUCUUUCGAUAAAGAUUCCACUGUGCAAGUGUUUGAGGCAACCAUUAGGAUUAUGGGUAGCUUGCUUUCUGCCCACAUCAUACUAACAGACACUAAGCAGCCUUUUGGCAACAUGACACUCAAUGGGUAUGAUGAUGAACUCCUUCACAUGGCCCACGAUCUUGCUGUCAGACUUCUUCCUGCUUUUGAGAACACGAGGACAGGCAUGCCCUACCCUAGAGUGAAUCUCCUGAAAGGGGUCCCUCCAGAUAGUCUCAAUCACACGUGCACUGCUGGUGCUGGUUCUCUGUUGGUAGAGUUUGGCAUCCUCAGCCGACUUUUGGGAGACUCAACGUUUGAAUGGGUUGCCCGCCGAGCUGUCCGUGCACUUUGGAGCUUGAGGAGCAAUGACACUGGUCUACUGGGGAACGUAGUGGACAUUCAGACCGGAGAUUGGGUUGGGAAGCAGAGUGGAUUAGGUGCUGGGCUGGAUUCCUUCUUUGAGUACUUGCUGAAGUCUUACAUUUUGUUUGGGGAGGAAAAAGAUCUAGACAUGUUUAAUGAGGCCUACAAAAGUAUCCGGAGCCAUCUCAGGAGAGGGCGGAAAGCGUGUAACGAAGGUGAAGGAGAUCCACCUCUCUAUGUCAAUGUUAACAUGCUAAAUGGACAAAUCAUGAAUACAUGGAUAGAUUCUCUACAAGCUUUCUUUCCUGGUCUUCAGGUCUUAAAAGGAGAUAUAGAGGAUGCAAUUUGUCUGCAUGCUUUUUACUACGCCAUCUGGAAGCGAUAUGGAGCUCUGCCUGAAAGAUACAACUGGCAGCUACAAGCCCCUGAUGUCUCUUUUUAUCCCCUUAGACCAGAGCUGGUGGAGUCCACUUAUCUCUUAUACCAGGCCACCAAAAAUCCAUUCUACCUCCAUGUUGGCAUGGAUAUAUUGCAAAGCUUGGAAAAACAUGCAAAAGCCAAGUGUGGUUAUGCCACUUUGCAUCAUGUAGUGGAUAAGUCUCAGGAGGAUCGAAUGGAGAGCUUUUUUCUGAGUGAAACGUGCAAAUAUCUAUACUUGCUGUUCGAUGAAGAUAACCCUGUACACAGAACUGGUAAUAAGUAUCUUUUCACUACUGAGGGACAUUUGGUUCCACUUGAUCCUCGUUUUAGAAAAACACCUUGGCACGAAUUCUUUCAUCAAGAAGACAAAACUGAAAGAAGCUUGCAGAAACUGUCUCAGACCAGGCUCCGCACUGCUAACUCCAGUACCAAUUGUAAUAGAGUGCCUGAAGAACGAAGAUUUUCACUUCCAUUGAAGAGUGUUUAUAUGAGACAAAUUGAUCAGAUGGUGGGAGUCGUAUGACCUUAGUGAGCUGGAGCUGGCCCAGCCCCUACACUUAGGCAUCCAGUUAUCCAGAUCUAAAAGGACCCUGGUAUUUCCAAAUGUUACAAGACAGCAAUGUCGGAGGAUGAAGUUUUGCCAAGGGCAAAUUCUCUGUUUACUGUGGAGCACCUUCUUUAAUUCUUGCACAGGGUUGCAUCAUUUUUAGGACUAUCAUUGUAAAUAAAUAAAAGCCUCAGGGACUGUGCAAGGAUUCAUACACACCAUUAAGUGUCUUCCAUGCCUGAAGCACCUUUUAAUGUUUUGCUUUUGUCAGCACUAGUACAGAAGCAAUUGAAGAUCCUAUCUUAAUGGACAGUGAUGCAUGUUGGCUCAUUUAGCCCUGCAACACUUUGUACUGUGAAAAUUACUUUUCAAAAGCAUGGUCCGUGCUGUGUCAUGUGUUCUAUAAAAGCAGAGGAUAUAUUUUCAUUGUAUUUCACGCCAAACUCCUCUGUGGCCAGUCCUAGUGCUGGCAUGACUGAAUUGAGUUAAACCUAUUGGUUAUACUCAUUAAUUUUUUAAAUUUAUUUUAUUUCUUCACUCAUUAGAAGACUGUCUUUAAUUUGCCAAAAUUCUUAACAUAAAUGCUUAAUCCUAAGUGGAUCUUAAAUUAAAAUACGCAUUUAGUGAAGUUCAGAUAUUCAGACAUAAAGGUGUGGCAUUUUGUUUUUAAUCCCCCCCCCCCAGUUGUAUUUAUAUCGCAAGUCUCCUUUUUACAGCAGAUCAUGGCUUCCAUAAUUUCUUCUUAUCGGGGAAUGUUCUGGUCAGUGACCAUAAUUUGAAUUCUAUCUGUAUUCUGAUUAGUUGAAAGUGCCAGUGAGAAUACUUCUUUAGCACAAAAAGUUGGGUUUAAUGUUCUGUAAGCAGCUGUGGCUUUCUCUAAAUCCAUGUCUUCUAGCAGGACUAAAAAUCAUUCAACUGUCAAGUCCCACAACUUUUACAUGCAUAUCUGAACUUGUGUGUGCCUUUUCAUGGAAAGAUUUAUAUUUUGGCAUUACUCUCUUUAAAGUGGCUCUGUCUCCUCCCACCUCCCCAGUAGGAACUACUUGGUCGUAUGUGUUUUUCCUACGCUUGACAAAAGGUGGAGCUACCUUUUGACAAGCUCUGAGGCAGUGGAAUCCUCCAUAGCUAUCAGUGUUGUAAUUUUGCGCAUGUACAGUGCUGACGACGGCUCCUGGCAGAUGAAACACCAGGAGGUGAAGAGGAUCUCAUGGCAAGAGGGCCAUGAGGGACAGGUUCAGGUAAGUUAAAAAACUACCUUCCCCUGUCCCCCAUGGUCACCGGAACGCAAACCAAAUAGUCCCCAUCUGGUUCUUUAUAAGAUAUGCAAAAACCCCAGAAGAUGGCAGAGCUCUAAAGUGCAUAAGCCAGUUUUAUAGUCCAAUUUUUCUUGGUUAGUAGCCAUGACAUUGUUCCAUGUUUUGGACUUGAUGCUGUUAUUGCCUGUGUGCAUCAUCUUCUUUAUAUAAAUGAGUCAGUGCCUUUACAACAUAUUUUAAUUUUUUUAAUUUUUCUUCACGCUAGUGACACCUAUGCAAGUGCUACUUUACAACCACAAUCGUUUGCAUAGGCUCAUCAUGCAUUUUUUUGUUUUGUUAAAAUCAUGGCUUUUUAAAAUCUUGUUUUGUUUUAACUUAUAAUAAAACUGACUGGCAGCUCUAUGUGCUGGUCAUUGAGUUUACCCAAUUGUCGGAAAUGCUGCAUUCGUGGGAAGGUUGUGUCUGCAAACUGUUCUGUGAUCAUAUGUUUGAAAAGUGUCUAUCCCACUUCAUAGACUGCCUGUGGAAAUCACAUGAAAAGUAUUCAGGGAUUAUUUUCUAUUUUAUAAAUAUUCUGACAAAUUAUUUUUUUGUAAUGUAAUCCAGAGACCUUUAUUGAAAUAAAUAAUG
Messenger RNA from Pelobates fuscus (common spadefoot toad), 3725 nucleotides. RefSeq names its product ER degradation enhancing alpha-mannosidase like protein 1 (gene EDEM1). The record is from RefSeq and is a predicted model, not a curated record. Lineage: Eukaryota; Metazoa; Chordata; Amphibia; Anura; Pelobatidae. Gene Ontology annotation, cellular component: endoplasmic reticulum; membrane. Gene Ontology annotation, biological process: carbohydrate metabolic process; endoplasmic reticulum mannose trimming; mannose trimming involved in glycoprotein ERAD pathway. Gene Ontology annotation, molecular function: mannosyl-oligosaccharide 1,2-alpha-mannosidase activity; calcium ion binding. Bases 31 to 1815 code for a protein of 594 amino acids. The transcript has 12 exons.